AGUGGCCCACAAUUAUUUUUGUUAUUAGAAUUGGCUCCUAACAGAGGUGCAUUCGAAACCCACUUUUGACUUUGGUGUGCCGUAAAAAGUUUAUCCCCAUGCACCACAAAACUCGCCAAUUUUCUGCAGAACCAAGCCUUAUGUUGCUAAUGAAAAGGAACUUGAACUGUUGAACAAACUUAUCACAUCAAAUAAGUAAAAGGAAGAAACAUGGUAUACCUAAUCUUAUGAGCCAUGCUGAGGGCUCCCCCACAGUUCACACCUUCAGGCUCCAGAAACUGGUGCGCUCUUACGGCUUGGCUGUCCCAGAGCAACCUGCCACAGAAAGAAAACGACACUGUCACAUGGCAUGUCUGUGGGUUGACCCGUGCAGGUUUUCUGGACGCUCUCGACAUGGUGACGCCGCUAUGUAUGAUCCGGUGGCAUGCACAUCGGAGCGGACGGAGCCAGUGUGCGGGAGGGAAUGGUUCGUCGUUGGCUGCGGCAUUACAGCGAACACCUGGUACGCAUCGCCGGUCAGGUAGACUCCGAUGGCCGUGGAUGCGAGAGGCCGUCAGGCCGCGGCGGUGUAAGAUGGCGGUGGUGACCCGCGCAGGGCCGAAACGACGCGGCGGCGGCAGGUUGGUACCGGCGCCGGCGAGCCGAGCAUCUCAACAACGGGAUGGGUAAAGCCCAUUUGGCUUUUACUGCGUCCCGUCAAAAGCUCCCCGGCAGCCAAGCUUAGCAAAGAGCCAAAGACAGGGACAGUUUUAACCCUCGUCUUCUUCCUAUCCACCUCGUGCCCUUUCCCCUCCUCCAUUUCCCUCCCCCUCUGCAAAUCUAAUCUGCAAUGCCGGCCGAGCAACAAGGAAGCGGAAGAUUUUGAAUUCUGGAGCUGGUGGUCUGCAUUGCUAUCUCGGAGAUUCGGCUGCUCAAUGGGGGGUGAGAUGCCAGCGCCGCUGCUUCUCCCCUUCCUCCUCCUGCUGCUGCUAGCGCCAGCUCCAGCUCCCUCCGCCGCCGCCGCCGCCUCCUCUUCCUUCGCCCUCAACUUCUUCCCCGCCGCCGCCGCCCAGCUCGCGCUCUCCGGCGGCGCCAAUGCCACCGCCGCCGCGGUCUCCAUGGCCUCCCCGGGCGCGCGCGUCCAGUACAGGGCCCCCAUCGUCUUCCCCUCCGCCGCGGGGGGGCUCGCCUUCUCCACCUACUUCGCCUUCGCCCUCCCGCCGUCCGCCGCCUCGUCCCUCGCCUUCUUCCUCGCGCCCUCCGCGGCCGCCGCCCGCUCGCCCCCCGCCCUCGCCGUCGUCUUCUCCGCGCGCCACGUCCGCGUCGACCUCGCCGGCCGCGCCGCACCCCACGGCCAGGCCCGCUACUCCCCCGCCCGGAGCCGGACCCGGAGCCUCCUCCACGCCUGGAUAGACUACAACGCCACCUCCGCCACGCUCCGCGUCCGCGUCUCCGCCGCGCGCGUCCGCCCGAGCCCGCCGCUGCUCUCCUGCCCGCUCGAUCUGUCCCCCGUCCUCCGGAGCGGGCCUGUCCUCGCCGGCUUCCGGACGCCCUCCGGCAACUGUACCCUGUUCAGCUGGGCGUUCCACGCCGCUCCCUACAGGAUGCACUCCCAACCGCUCAACCCCACCGACCUGCUCACCACGCCGCCGCGGCCGCCGCCGCCAGAGCGCCGCUACAGCCCCUGGGGGGCCGCCGUGUCCCUGCUGUUCGCGGCCGCGUGCGGCGCCAUGGUCACAUUCUUCGUGCUCUUCCUCUGGUACUCCGUGGCGGCGCGCCGGCCCGUCGCGCCGGUGGAGUACCCCAUGCACACCUCCGACGUCGUCUACCAGAAGAUUGUGCUCGUCGGAGUCAAGGAUGACGCUGCUACCGCCGACGAUGAUGGCCAUCCGCCGCCCGUCGUGGCUAACGAGUAGAGUCGACGAUGCUCUCCUUCUCGUCCUCCUCCCAUGUACCAGACUGACCUUGUGGCUUUGUUUCAGUUCAAUUCAGGUUGCUGCUGCCUUUGCGAUUGUCUUGUAAAUUACUGUAGUACUCCUACCAUCAGUGAGACCGCGGUGGAAACUGCAGAUUUUGCCAUCAAACAAGCGCAAGCUCUGCACUUUCCACCCAAAUCUAGUUUGAAGCUCCUCAUGUUUCAGUUCGACGGUUCCUAAUCAAGUUGUAAGUUUGUAACACCACUGCUAGUUUGCUACUACUGUAUUGUUUCAGUUCGACGGUUCCUAAUCAAGUCGUAAGUUUGUAACACCACUGCUACUACUGUAUUGUUUCAGUUUGACGGUUCCUAAUCAAGUUGUAAGUUGUUUUUUGAACAAAAGUUUUAAGUUGUGACACCACUGCUA
Molecule: messenger RNA, 2321 nt
Organism: Panicum virgatum (switchgrass)
Lineage: Eukaryota; Viridiplantae; Streptophyta; Magnoliopsida; Poales; Poaceae
Product: angiomotin-like
Exons: 1
Coding region: 915-1895 (326 amino acids)
Molecular function (GO): carbohydrate binding
Source: RefSeq, a predicted model, not a curated record